Molecule: messenger RNA, 6219 nt
Organism: Acanthaster planci (crown-of-thorns starfish)
Lineage: Eukaryota; Metazoa; Echinodermata; Asteroidea; Valvatida; Acanthasteridae
Cellular component (GO): cytosol
Molecular function (GO): peroxidase activity; heme binding
Source: RefSeq, a predicted model, not a curated record
UAGAUAGACGAUUACACACUACCGGUAAUUCAAGAUGGAGCUGAAAGCAAAACGACAAAAGAUACAUCAUCGGCAAAGAAGCCCUGUUGAACCAGCUGGGGAUAUAGUUUCAACAUAUUUUCUGGCCCAACCGGGUAUUUUCUAUACGAGGCCAAAGUAUGGUUGUACAGUGGUUGUUAAUUUGAAUAACAAAGACGAGAACAGUAGAAGGGGCGUUCUCCAUGCCAUACAAGCCGUUCAGCAAAAGUCCGACCUGUUGCAAGGACGAAACGGUUAUGUCGUCUCUUUUGACCCAGGCUUGUGGAAAAAAUGGAACCCGAAAAAUGACAUUGAAGACAGACCGUCUAGCGAUUACAUGGUGUCUUCGUCCCGCAAGUUCGUCAACACAGGUGGCGAUGUGCUCUUCUUGUUAAAGUCUGACACCGACGGUGUCGUACCAGAGCUUUUGCAAGAAGUGGAAAUAAGCCUAAGUGGUCUGGCUACAUUUGAUGUCACUGAAACCCGUGUUUAUAAUGAUCGUGCCAUCCACGGGAAGUUUCGAGACGGCAUUGCCAAUCCAGUCGACAAGAAUACUGUCGAACGUUUCAUCCUAACACCACAGACAUCCACACCAGGAUCCGGGGGUGGCAGUUACUGCUACACGCAAAAAUUUCUGAUGAACUUCGGCCUAUUUCAAGCAAUGACCAUCCGCGAGCAGGAGAACGUCAUAGGCAGAAAGGUGACAGAUAACAUCGUCAUCGGUGACGAUCCAAGAAGUCACAUCCGUCGAGCACGUUUGAAUGACCGUAAUAUUCAUUUGAAAAUCCUUCGUGGGAGCAUGCCCUACGGUAACGAUGCAGAUCAGGAAGGAAUCUACUUCAAUGCUUUCGCUAAUGACAUUCAGCUAUUUCUCGAUCUUAUGCAAAGCCUGGCAGGAGACGACCCCUAUUUCACACAAGAUAAACUCCUUUCACUGAGUCAGGGCAUCGAGGGAAGUUUCUGGUAUACACCAAGUUUGCGUCAGCUCGGCUUUACCGACGAACCGGACGUAGGCCUGGUCCCGACCCUUGACUUCCUGCCUUUCUGGGAUGUGAAAAGCACCAACCCCUACAUGUUUUACAACUUCCAUGAAUAUCUCCACCGCAUGAGCUUCGGUGGGUAUGGUCCUGGAGAUCCACCAACGCCUCGUGUCAUCAAGCUCUUGUCCGUGGUUUUCUCUGAGUGGGGUGACCAGUGGUAUCACAAGCCAGAAACGUCCCGCAUUCCCCAUCUGAGCAACUAUUUGACGGAAGCAGAGAUGCCAUUACUGAAGGAAUCCGCAGCCAUUCGCAAAGGCAUGGCAAUCAAGAAGACACUGGGUACUUUGAUACCGAAAACACCAUAUGGCACAGACAAUGACCUCUUCCGUAUUUACCCGAAUGAACUAAUUGUCGGUGUUAUGCCCAGAUUCUCUCUUGGUAUCGGCAAGUAUGUAAUGCCCUAUAUUCGAGAAGAAGAAGAGGAGAUUCCAUGGUUUAUGAAGGGACUGAAUGAGGGAGGUGCCAUGGGUCACAUUGUUCCUGACCACGGAAUAGUGUUAGAAGUAGGCCUCAAAGCCUUGAAGGAAAACUACAAAAUAUUACACAGCCGCGCACCCCCCGAAAAGAAGGAUUUCUACAAGUCGGUCACCCUGGCACUGGAAGGAGUUCAAGAGUACAUAGACAGCUUUGCACACCUGGCUAAAGAGAUGAUAGUACAAGCAGAGAAAUAUACGGAUGAAGAAAAAGAAAGCCUUAGAAGCAUCUACUCGAGGCUGUUGAAACUGAAGACCGACGCUCCCAGCAAUAUGCUUGAAGCAGUGCAGCUUCUCUUCUUCAUGCAUUGUUCUAUGCAUCUGAUUGGUAACCCAGUUGCCAUAGGCCGUCUAGACGUCCUGCUGAGGCGGUUCUAUGACGAAAAAAUAACAUCUGAAGCUGAAGCUCAAGAAAUCUUGGACUGCCUGUGGAUAAAGUUGAGUGAGCGUGUGGUCAUCAACCGCCACUUCACACCGGACAUGCAUGAUCGCGGUUCCACAGCGGUGAUGUACGCGGCAGCAGGUAACUAUGGUCAAGGGAGUGCGGUCAACCAGUGGGUCCAACAGAUAACCGUGGGCGGUUACCAGGCAAAUGAUGACGACACUUCAAUGACAGCCUGCAACAAAAUUACUCUAUUGUGUCUGAAGUCGUCUCGCAGAAUUCCCACGAAUGCCCCAUGCUUGAGUCUCAGGCUGCACAAGAACAUGCCGAACGAGAUACUAAAGGAAACAGCAAGGGCGCUUCUUAGUGGGGGUGCACAUCCAGUCCUCAUACACGAUGAUCGGCUGGUAUCGAGUCUGAUAAAAAGUGGCUCCCCUGAUGCACCCGUUAGCCUUAAAGCAGCACGUAACUAUGCGUGCGACGGAUGCUACGAGCCAAUGAUUGCUGGCGAGACCGAGUUCGCGUUUGGCACGAUAAUUCUGCUGAACAUUUUGGAAAUGACUCUUAACGAGGGAACGCUUUAUGCCGACUCAGGAUCGGUGUAUCUUCGAGGGCUCAAAGUCUCCUAUCCCUCGCCUCACUGCAGCCAAAUCAAGACGUUCCACCAGCUGCAGGAAAUCUUCCUAAAACACCUGCGACUUCAAACAAUUCAGUUUUACAUCACGAUCCUGUCGAAUUAUGGAAACCUGUGGGAAAUCUGCCCUUCGCCACUCCUGUCAUCCCUCAUCCACGGCUGCAAAGAAAGCGGUCGUGAUCUUUCCAACGGAGGGUCCAACUUCCACACAUUGGCCAUGAUGUACGUCAGUGCGGCUAACACGAUUGAUUCACUGUAUGCCAUUAAAAAGCUCGUGUUCGACCCAGAUGAAGCCCUCACGACUUUGCCCAAACUGUUGACAGCACUAAAACAGGACUGGGGAUUUGACAUGAGGGAACCACUUUUUGAUGAGCGCGCCGGGGACGUACGGGAGGAUGCGAACGCAGCUACAUACAAGACGCUGAGAAAGAAGGCUCUUAGUUUGCCAAAAUUUGGACAUGGGAAUUCCGAGGUGGACCGGAUAGGAAACUGGCUGAUGGACAAAGUGGUAUCUUUGGCUAAAGAUACGAUUUAUAACCCACCGCCCGUACUCCGUGAGAUCAUCGCUGAUAUCAAAAAGAAAUAUUCAUUACCAGAGCGCCCGUUUGGUUUCAUCGUUGAACCCGGUGUUGGGACGUUCGAGGGGUACGUUCCGGAAGCCUUGGGCACUGGGGCCUCCGCUGAUGGGCGCCGCAGUCGGCAGCCGUUCGCAUCGGAUCUUAGUCCGGCACCUGCACCCCAGGACAAAACCGCACAGCCAGCUUCCGUCAACAUCUACAGGGCCAUGAGUAGCUUUGAUCAUGAUUCCAUCAACACCGGUUUGUCCAACGGAUCACCGGUUGACAUGAACGUGACGGAGGAUUUCCCAGAAACCGAACUUUACGAGUUCAUACGCCACUAUGCAAAUGGCACAAAGCAUAUUGGCUCCAACAUGAUCACAGUCACAUGCGCCGAUCUGGAGACAUAUCAGAGGGCUGUGGAAGAGCCUGAGCGCUACGACUUGGUCCGCGUGCGCACGGGGGGCUGGACAGAGCACUACGUGGCCAUGUUCCCUGCACAUCAAGAGCAUCACCAGCGCCGCGUUUUCUUUACACCUUUGCAGAACGAUUGUUAAAGCCUGUGUCCAAAUGAACGCUGUACGCAUUUCUCUGAACCCCUACCAGCAGUCUUCCUCAUGAGAAAAUAGUCUUAUAAUUCCUUUAAUUAAAAUAAGUUCAGCAUACAAUCAGGCUGAACUUGACAUCAAGUUUGAUUUGCUUGACCAUGCAGUUGCGACUAAAUAAAUGCUCCUCGUGUACAAAUUUACCAAUCAGGAUCCACAGGAAUGUAGUUAAGUUGCCUGAUUCAUGCUGUUGCCUGUGGAAAUUUUGUUUUUGGAACACCUUCUAUUAUGUGAAGGACUGCUUUCCGUGAGUCCAAGUAUAAAUCAUGACAGUUAAUGCGGACUCACUCACAGUUAGCUCAGUGUCUUGAGUUAGCUUGAUUGAUAACAACCAGUUUCUAGGAGUAAAUGUUUUAGUAGAGGAGUAUGAAUUGUGUGUAUACCCUUAAAGGGUUCCUCAUGGGAUAGAAACCAAUAGGCCAACAGACCCCGUGAGGGAAUCUUUAUAAAUUGACUUUUCUGGUAGGGAAUAUCCUAUGGAGGCCUGGUUUCAAUAAGACCAAAGGAGAACAAAUUGACUUUCUUCCCCACACUGCAGGUAGGCCGGUGUGUGUAUGUAAGGUUUUGCGUGUGUAUAUUUGCUGCGUGGAUUUUUAGAAGUCACUUAGAAUUUGCAAACGACUUAGGUAUAUUUGAUUGGUUGCGGUGGCUCUGAUUACUUCGCCAAUCGGUGACGUGUGGUUAAGCGUAAAUGUUGAAUUAAAAAAACCCUAUAAUUUCCGUCACUGAUGCGUUUCUUUUUGUAGAGGAAUUUUAGAAUUUAACCGCCGAGUGCUAAAGUGCUUUCGAAUAUUCUUGCUAACAUUAAAAAAAAAAUGUUAGGGCCGAUGUGAUAUAAACAUCACCAGAAUAAAUGUAUAAUGUGUCAUUCUUUAAUAUGCAACUUUUCGAAACGAUGCUACACAGGCAAAGUGACAGUAUUCUAAUUUUGAGAAUAAUGUGAAGGUAGUAGAAUUAUGUGAAGGAAAAGAAUCAAGUUACAAGCAGUUGGUGCAUAGAGUUUUAAAGUUCUUAAGACAUAGCCAGUAUGGUAAAAAGAUUGCUUAAUAACCGCAUGUAUACUACAAUUUUGCAACUGAUUUAGUGGGCUGAAUUUAGUAUUGCCUAAACAAAUUUCAGUAAUCAUCUUUAUGCUUAUACGAAAGUCAGUAGAAGAAAUGGAGAUUUUAUACUGACGUGACAGGGACAAAAUUGCAAACUAGGCAAUCAAAGUACAAGCAAUAAGUACACCACAAUUAUCGGAAAUUAACGAGUAGGAAAGAAAGUUUUUAUACAGAAAAGGAGCAUUAUGUAGAGAGAGUACAAAACGGAAAAUAACCACGAAAAUGCACCUGGACGAUAUACACGUAAUUGAAAAUCCAUAUUUAAAAAGGGAGCUGGAGGCGUUGGCUGUCUAUGCCGGAAGAAAUAAGAGUCGAGAAUGUUCUGACGACUGCGUAAGAUUUAAGGCGUUUGUGGAGUUGGCUUUAAUAAUACACGAAGAAGAAAUGUCCAAAAUGUUUCCAGAAUGACGGAAAAAGACAUCAAUAAGAAAUGAAGACUCUAGGCGCUUAAGGGGUAAUAGGGACAAAAUAAUUUUUGUUUAAUUUUGCAAGCUUUCAGUAGACAAUUCUUCAAUGAGAAAUAUUAAAAUGUUGAAUUGUAGAAAACAAAUGAGGAGUCAAAUUGUUAAGAGGGGCUCAGUAACGUUGGCUUUUUAAUGCUCAGAGAAAUUUGUAGGGACUUAUAAUUGUUAAAUUUGAGAUUGAGUAAAUUAGAGACUUUCAUGCUGAAGUCGAGAAGAAUUUGGUGAAGGAAACUUCAAUUAGUCUCAUUUCAUUUGGACGUGGGAACCAAAAUCGAGCGAUGUUUGCUUGACUAGAAAAUUGUAAACGCCAGAGAAGGAGAAAAAUACGUAAAAAAAUUAAGAACUUUGUUACAAAUGAGUAACACUUUUUAGUAGAGUAACAGUUGGGAGAGGGGAGGCAGUAGGGAGAGGAUGUUAUAUAACUCAAAUAACAUGAGCUGUCAGUGUACAGUUUUCAAUAUGAAAUAUAUGUAAAGUUGGUUUUGUAGAAGCUUGUUAAGUAAACAAAACAAGGAGUCAAGUUUUUGUAAAGGGGGUCAGUGACAUUAGUUAUUGUAUGCUCAAAAAGACUCGUUGGGACUUAGAUGAUUUUGUCAAAUUUGAUAUGAAAGCAGGGACCAGUGACCAGUUUAUGGAGGAAUGCCUGUUUCACUGGAAAUUGUGGGGAGGGGGAGUUCGUGUAACUUUAUACUGAUUUGCAGAGGGGUAAUAAGUCCAGGGAUUUAUUUUUCCCUUCAAAAUGUAUUACUUUUCGUACCAACCUCACAGAAGUAGAAGACUAUUAACAUUGAAUUGGUGGCUCGCUUUGAGUACUUUGAAAUUAUUUGGUUUUAGGUGGCGUCCAUCAGCAGGACAAGAGUUUAAGUUUCGGUAGACCUCCUUAGAACUUAUGAUAACUAACCAGACAUUUAUAUAACUUUACUUUCGAGGUGUGUUAAUUAAA